GGGUGCCGGAGCCGGGGGGCGGGGAGGAGGAUGUAGGUGACGGAGGCUCCGCCCCGCUCGGGGCCGGGCUCCCCGGCGGAGGAGCCUGCGUUCGGCAUUGUGACGCUGGCGGGGCUGGAACACCUGGGGCGGCGGCAGCUCAGCAGGCCCCGGCGCGGGCUGUGGGGGGCGCCCCGGCGAGGAGGGGCCGCGCGGGGAGCGGGGCGCGCAGAGCCCUCUGCAUCCCCGGGCAAGUUCUAAGUGUCUGAAGAAAAUAAAGAAACAUGGAUAGCCAUAAAUACAGUUAUUCCAGGGAAUUUUAUGACCAGUAUGCUCAAAGCCAGGAAAAAUCUGUGGUCAAUAAAAUGCAGCAGAAAUACUGGAAAACAAAACAAACCCUUAUUAAAGUCACAGGAAAGAAGGAAGAUGAACAUGUUGUGGCUUCAGAUGCAGACCUGGAUGCAAAACUAGAGCUGUUCCACUCGAUUCAGAGAACAUGUAUGGAGUUGCUUAAAGCAAUUGAACUCUAUCAAAAAAGAAUUUGUUUUUUGUCUCAGGAAGAAAAUGAAUUGGGGAAAUUUCUUCGAUCACAGGGUUCUCAGGAUAAAACCAGAGCAGGAAAAAUGAUGCAGGCCACAGGAAAGGCCCUCUGCUUUUCUUCUCAGCAAAGGUUGGCAUUACGUACUCCUUUGUGCAGACUAUACCAAGAAGUGGAGACUUUUAGAUAUAGGGCUAUAUCAGAUACAUGGCUGACCGUAAACCGAAUGGAACAGUAUCGGACUGAAUACCGAGGAGCGCUACUGUGGAUGAAAGAUGUCUCUCAAGAAUUGGAUCCAGAUCUUUACAAGCAGAUGGAGAAGUUUAGGAAGGUUCAAGCACAAGUACGUCAUGCAAAACUAAAUUUUGACAAAUUGAAGACUGAUGUGUGUCAGAAAGUGGAUCUUCUUGGAGCGAGUAGAUGUAACCUCCUGUCUCAUGUUUUAACAACAUAUCAGACAACGCUGCUUCAUUUCUGGGAAAAAACCUCACACACCAUGGCAGCUAUCCAUGAAAGUUUCAAAGGUUAUCAGCCAUAUGAAUUCACUAUGUUAAAGAGCUUACAAGAUCCUGUAAAUAAAUUAACUGAGAGAGCUGAAAAGGAGGAGGAUUUGCAGACUGCAAGCACCAAAUCAGUGGAGGAUCAGGAGAGUCAGUUGAUUUCAUUAGAUGAGGAAAACCACAGCAAGGAACCAACCUAUUCAGCUGAAGAUAGGAAGGACAUUCUUUCUACCUUAGGAGAAAGCUUUGACCAUAAAGAUAAUUCAGGUGCCAUAGAUGAUUUAUUAGACCUGAAACCUGAAGAAAGUGCUUUUAAAGACCAUCUUGCAACCUCCCUGGAGCCUGAGUCUGGUAAUAAGGAUAAUAUGGUAUUGCUGAAUGAGAUCCUCAAUGCUUCCUCGUUGGAUGAGGGGGAAUUCAGCAGAGAGUGGACAGCUGUCUUUGGAGAAGACCCGCUCACUGAGCUCUCCACUGCCUCUUCAGGCGGAGACAUGGAGAGUGCUCCCUCAUCAGCGGCAGCACCCUCAGGCUUUCUUCCCUCACAGCUCUUAGACCAAAACAUGAACGAUUUACAGUCCUCUCUACAUGGCUGGGCAGCUAACAGAGUUAGCCCUUCAUCUAUACCACAGCCAGCACAGAAAUCAAACAGCCUGAAUGUGAACACCAACAAGAUGCCUGCGAAAGAACCUUCAAAGAAUCCUAAAGACCUGACUGCUUGGUUCAGUCUUUUUGCUGACCUUGACCCGUUAUCCAAUCCUGAUGCUGUUGGGAAAACAGAUAAAGAACAUGAAUUGCUCAAUGCAUGAGCCUGCGGCCUAUCGUAACUCUCACUCCUCCAUUCAUUAACACUAUCUUUGGGUUUAGAAGACUACAACAAAAUCAGUAUGCUGUUGUGAAACUAUAAAGUAUGUGCCAUUACAAUAAAACUAAAGGGAUUUAACCCCCUUUUAUAUAGGUACAAUUA
Messenger RNA from Caretta caretta (loggerhead turtle), 1981 nucleotides. RefSeq names its product islet cell autoantigen 1 (gene ICA1). Lineage: Eukaryota; Metazoa; Chordata; Testudines; Cheloniidae. Gene Ontology annotation, molecular function: protein domain specific binding. Gene Ontology annotation, biological process: regulation of transport. The record is from RefSeq and is a predicted model, not a curated record. Gene Ontology annotation, cellular component: Golgi apparatus.